Lachancea sp. 'fantastica' is the source of this 1365-nucleotide messenger RNA. The record is from the annotation of a GenBank genome assembly. Lineage: Eukaryota; Fungi; Ascomycota; Saccharomycetes; Saccharomycetales; Saccharomycetaceae.
AUGUCUUGCGGCAAGCCACAAAACAUGGAUGUGCUUUCUCCUAUCGAAUGGAUGAUGCCUCGAUCCUACAUCACCCAGAUUAUCUGCUUUUCUUCUUCGAGUCCACAAGUCCCACAAAUCCUCAGGAACGGGCUUGGGAACACCUUAACAGAGAUGUCGCAUCUUGCAUGUGAAGUCAUGGACUGGGAUUCACCAAAAGGUUCCGUGGCACUCAGCAAGCCGAAUCAAACUUUGGACGAUUUAUUCUCUUUUUCGGAUUUAUCAGCGACCAUGGACUAUAGUUCCUCGAAGCUAAGAAAUUUCACUCCACCAUCCUUACUGGAGCUGAACGACUUUCCCAUCCAUAACAAAACAGGAAGCACCAAUGUGCGACCAGUUUUUCGAGCGCGCCUAUUUUUGGCGCGAGCGGGCUAUUUUUUACGUGUCAGCGUCCACCACUCGACAACAGAUAUAACCGGCUUAGGGAUUCUUCUCAAAACCUGGGCCUCGCACUGCAGAGCUGGCAGAUCGGGAGCCGUUGAUGUCACGCAAAGCUGGCGAGAUCAUAGCGUAUUUUGGAAGACAUGCACAGAAGCUGUGAUUGAUCUACCUGAUUUGCUUCAUUAUCAGGAAAAGCAUUCUUCCCUUGGCGAACCAGAAGAAGGGAGUGCUGCUGACAUGGUUACUUCAAUCCUCAUUUUACCGAGCCAGCAGUUGCAUAUUUUGAAGACAGAAGUUAUUGAGCUUCUCCCCGUUAACGGGGUCAAAUGGGUGUCAAGGGGUGAUAUUUUGACGGCCAUUCUUUGGAGUUCUCUGGUUUCUACUGAACUUACAUUUCGUGGGAGUUCACACGAAAGCGACAUCCAUGCUAUCCGCAUUCCGGUCAAUUUUCGCCGUUGCUAUGUUCCACCAUUGCCAGCUAAAUUCAUGGGAGCAGCCUUUGGCGUGUCUAUAGCAACCGCCAAAGAAGCCGAUCUCAUCAAUGUCGCGUUGAGUGGUGACACUGAGCAGUUCUUACCAGCACUAGCAAGGGUCUCGGCGGCUAUUCGAGAAGCUGUGUCGCUCGUGAACGCACAAAGCAUGAGGAAUGCUGUUCAGUUUCUGGUGGCGCAAAAGGAUAUCACAAACGUCAAAUACGGUCCUAGAGACGAAAAGGUCUCAAUCGUUUCUUGGGCAGAUGAAGCUGUAUACGGCUUGGAUUGGGGCAAUGAGAUCGGCUCUUGCGAUGCAGUGAGAUUGCCGUACUUGCGAAAACAAAGAUAUCCCAUCGUACUUCCACGGCUUCCAAAUGGCAAUCUGGAAGUUCUCGUGAGCUUCAAGAAACAGUACAUGGAACGCUUUAAAUAUGUGAAGGUUUUGAAGUCACUGGAUGUGAAUUUCAUCUGA